UUUCUUGUCACAGUUUACCGCGUCCAUUGGCUUCGGACUAUGGCAUUGCGGGAUCGUUGGGCGGAGGAACUGCUGCUGGUCGGUAGAGAAAUGACAUGGACAGUUCAAUUCUUCAUUCAUAAAUCCGAGCAAUGGGUUGGCCGAAUGCAAGAGGCCGACGCAAAUAACAUGAUCGGCCACCGGUGCUAUGCCGCCCGACAGGCCCAGAUUUAUCUCCGACUCUCACAACAUGCGCAAGACAGCUUUGAAAGAACAAAAGGGGUAGCUCAGGGUGGCAGAGUGACAGGGGUCCACAUACGGCCACAACCGCAUUUGGACAAUGGGAAACGUCACAUUAGAUCAGUCACAAGUACAAUGCCGAUUCCUAUAAAUAUCGCCAUCCUUCAUUGA
Messenger RNA from Suillus clintonianus, 390 nucleotides. RefSeq lists its product as uncharacterized. The annotation marks the transcript as partial. The record is from RefSeq and is a predicted model, not a curated record. NCBI's taxonomy places the organism in Eukaryota, Fungi, Basidiomycota, Agaricomycetes, Boletales, Suillaceae. The transcript has a single exon.